Messenger RNA from Habropoda laboriosa, 1325 nucleotides. RefSeq names its product WD repeat-containing protein 55 homolog. Bases 54 to 1325 code for a protein of 423 amino acids. The transcript has 8 exons. The record is from RefSeq and is a predicted model, not a curated record. NCBI's taxonomy places the organism in Eukaryota, Metazoa, Arthropoda, Insecta, Hymenoptera, Apidae. Gene Ontology annotation, molecular function: protein binding.
GAAUGAUAUGAUAAAGAGGGUUAGAAAUUGUGGGAUAUUUUACACUUUUAAACAUGCAUUUAGACAAUUUUACAAUUGACAGUGGUGAGAGUAAUGGUCUAGAUAGUGAUAAUAGUGAUUAUAGUUCACAAUCAUUCACAAGUGAAGAUAGUUUGAGUAGUAAUGAUACAGCAAGUGAAAAUAAUGCAGAAUGUUCUAAUCCAAACAACAAUCAGAUUUCUGCUCAUGGAAGUAAUGGUACAGACCCAAUUUUGUUAAAUGAAAAUGAGGAAGAAGAUGAAGUUAUAAAAGCAAUAAUUAGGUCACAAAAUGCAAAUACCAAUCAUCCUCCACCUAUUACAACAGAGGACCAUGUAGUAGAUAUAUGUUUCCAUCCUAGUUCAGACAUAAUUGCUGUAGCUAAUAUUGUAGGAGAUGUGUACUUAUAUAAAUAUAGCAGCACAGACACAGAAUUGGUAUCAACUUUAGAAUUACAUUCUAAAGCAUGUCGCGAUGUAGAAUUUAAUGAAAGUGGUACAACUUUAUUUUCCACUGCUAAAGAUUUAUGUAUAAUGCUCACUGAUAUUCAAACUGAAAAGUUAAUAAGAUUUUAUGAAAAUGCACAUGAGGAACCAAUAUAUACAAUGACUGUAAUUGGAGAAAAUAUGUUUGCAACUGGAGAUGAUGAUGGUGUAGUAAAAGUAUGGGACCUUAGACAAAAGGGAAAUGUACCUAUAUUUUCAAUAAAAAAAAUGGAAGAUUAUGUAAGUGCUAUAGUAACACAUACAGAUGCAAAAUAUUUAGUGUGUGCAAGUGGGGAUGGGUCGCUCACUACAUUUAACAUACCAGGAAAGAAGCUACAUGUUCAAUCAGAAGAAUAUGGUGAGGAAUUGACAUGUCUUGGUUUAUUUAAAUCUGAAACGAAAAUUUUGGUGGGUACAAGUACAGGAAAAAUGUAUUUGUAUAAUUGGGGAGAAUUUGGCAUUCAUUCAGAUGAAUUCCCAAAUGUAACUAAAAAAGCUAUAAACUGCAUGAUUCCAAUGACUGAAAAUGUUGUAGUAACAGGAGGAGAAGAUGGCAUACUUAGGGCAACCAGUUUGUUUCCUCAUCAUCAUCUUGGAAUAGUAGGACAACAUCAACUUUCUAUUGAAACUCUUGAUAUUAAUAGUGAUGGAACUUUAAUUGCAUCUUCUUCGCAUAAUAAUGAUAUCAAAUUUUGGAAUGUAAAGUAUUUUGAAGCUUUAAAUGUUAGUAAUCGUGUGAAAGGCGGAAAACAGAAACAAUUAAAACACAACCUUCCAAGCAGUAAAGUCGAUAAUGCCUCCAACUUUUUUGCGGAUCUUUAA